Molecule: messenger RNA, 851 nt
Organism: Daphnia pulicaria
Lineage: Eukaryota; Metazoa; Arthropoda; Branchiopoda; Diplostraca; Daphniidae
Product: cuticle protein-like
Exons: 4
Coding region: 96-782 (228 amino acids)
Cellular component (GO): extracellular matrix
Source: RefSeq, a predicted model, not a curated record
UGGCAUCGCAUAGCACCGGCGAUAUAAAACAGUCGGCGAAUCGGCACUAAAGUAUCAGUCCAUAACUGUUCCAGCUAAAUCACAACAACUCCAACAUGAAGUUCUUCAUCAUCGCUGCCCUCGUCGCCGUCGCUGCCGCCGCUGACUACGCCCCCAAGUACCAGGCUCCUAAAUACGAGAAAGCCACUUACACCCCGGCGUACGCACCCAAAUACGAAGCCAAAUACGAGGAAGUUACCUAUGCCCCCCAGCCUUACAGCUUCGAAUACGACGUCCAGGAUAAGGAAUCUUACAAUGAUUUCCUCCACUCUGAGAAAUCCGACUACAACGUCGUCACCGGAUCUUACCGCGUUGCUCUCCCCGAUGGCCGCACCCAAAUCGUCACCUACAAGGCCGAUAAGGACGGAUACAACGCCGAUGUGAAAUACGAAGGAGAGGCCAAAUACCCCGAGUACGUCGAGAAGCAAUACAAGGCAGCUUCCUACCCCGCUCCGGCUUACUCUGCCCCUGCCUACAAGGCCCCUGAAUACAAAGCCCCCGCUUACACUGCCCCAGCCUACAAAGCCCCAGCCUACACCGCUCCAGCCUACAAGGCCCCAGCAUACAAGGCUCCUGAAUACAAAGCCCCAGCCUACGUUGCUCCCGUCUACUCUGCCCCAGCCUACAAGGCCCCCGAGUACAAAGCCCCCGCUCCCGCCUAUUUGGCCCCCCUCUACAGAGCCCCAGCUUACCCCGCCGCUUCAUCAUAUAGAGCCCCCGCUGUUGCCUACCCCAAAUACUAAAUUAUUUGAAAUGUUAUUUGCCAAUAAGCCAUAAUUAUAAUUAUAAAGAAAGAAUAUGAUUCGUAUUGA